Messenger RNA from Nematolebias whitei (Rio pearlfish), 1748 nucleotides. RefSeq names its product selenophosphate synthetase 3 (gene sephs3). NCBI's taxonomy places the organism in Eukaryota, Metazoa, Chordata, Actinopteri, Cyprinodontiformes, Rivulidae. The transcript is spliced from 8 exons. Gene Ontology annotation, biological process: L-selenocysteine biosynthetic process. Gene Ontology annotation, molecular function: selenide, water dikinase activity; ATP binding. The record is from RefSeq and is a predicted model, not a curated record. Gene Ontology annotation, cellular component: cytoplasm.
UACGGGACUUGGACCUCUGUCCUGCGUGGUUUUUGAACCGACCUUCGUGCAGGCAUGUCAGGCUCCAGUCCUCCACCCCCCUCGGAGGAUGCUGUGGUAUCUGCGGGGUGUUUCCCCCCCGGAUACAAGCCUUUUAACCCCGAAGAGCACGGCCUGGAUCGCGGGUUCCGUCUCACCGCCUUCUCGGACCUAAAGGGAUGAGGAUGCAAGGUCCCGCAGGAGGCUCUGCUCAAACUCCUGUCGGGACUCGAACCGGACCGGACCGACGGCUCGGGGAAAGCCGAAGACCAAGCCUCGCAGUUCGUUGAACAGUUGCCCGGCCCGCGGCUUGGUAUUGGGUUGGACAGUUGUGUGAUCCCCAUAAGACAUGGAGGCCUGUCCCUGGUCCAAACCACUGAUUUCUUUUACCCUCUCGUUGAAGAUCCGUACAUGAUGGGGAGGAUAGCGUGCUGCAACGUCCUCAGUGAUCUUUACGCCAUGGGCAUCACGGAGUGCGACAACAUGUUGAUGCUGCUGAGCGUCAGCCAGAAGAUGAACGAGAAGGACCGAGAGCGAGUGAUGCCGCUGAUGAUUCGCGGGUUUCGAGACGCCGCAGAGGAAGGCGGGACGUCGGUGACCGGCGGUCAGACGGUCGUCAACCCCUGGAUCAUCAUCGGAGGCGUCGCGUCCGUCGUCUGCCAGACCAACGAGUUCAUCAUGCCUGACGGCGCCGUGCCGGGGGACGUCCUGGUUCUGACCAAACCUCUGGGGACUCAGGUGGCGGUGAACGCUCACCAGUGGCUCGAACAGCCUGAAAGGUGGAACAAGAUCAAGCUCGUCGUCACCAAAGAGGAAGUUAAAGAGGCGUACCACGAGGCCAUGUUCUCCAUGGCCACGCUAAACCAAACAGCGGCACGCCUAAUGCACAAGUACCAGGCUCACGCCGCGACAGACGUGACGGGCUUCGGUUUGCUGGGACACGCCAACAACCUGGCGGCGCAGCAGAAGAACGAGGUGGCCUUCGUUAUCCACAACCUGCCGAUCAUCGCCAAGAUGAGCGCCAUCAGUAAAGCCGGAGGAAACCUGUUCAGCCUGCUCCAGGGCAGAUCGUCCGAGACCUCCGGUGGACUGCUGGUGUGUCUUCCGAGGGAGCAGGCGGCUAAGUUUUGCUCGGAGAUGAAGAGUCACAACUCGGCGGCAGGAGGCUCCUCCAACGGCGCAUGGAUCAUUGGAAUCGUAGAGAAAGGCGACCGCUGCGCUCGCAUCAUCGACAAGCCUCGCAUCAUCGAGGUGCCGCCGCGAGGCAGCCAGGCAUCGAACCAGGAGAACAGCACCCCCAACCUGGACCUGAGCAGCAGCCUGUCGUAGUCUGGCACCGUUCAGACGACCAAAAGUACCGUCGACAAACAAACCUUUCAGCUUCGUUAUCAAGAAUCCAGGGUGGCCACGCCCUGUUUUAUCUUUUUUUUUUUUACUUAUUUAAUUUUUUUAAUGUUUUGUUGACAUUGUGGAGCGCCUGGCUCUGCCCUCGUCUCAUUGGAAGGCUUGAGCAGCUUCCUUUGAUCAGCGGGGCAGCGGAUUGGCUGUCCAGCACUAAGCCCCUCCCACUUUUCCUUCAUAAUGAAGCUCUGCGUACUAAACCCCGACCGGGGCCAGGUGGAGCUGAUGUUUGUCUGGAGCAGUGGUUGGGCUGACCGUGCUGGAGGUUUAAAGCAUGUUUUUGUAGAUUUUUUUUUGCUUUUCACAAUCAAUAAAACCAUCGACUCGGA